AUGGCUUUUCAGUUUCUCAUGCAGAAAUGGAUCCCAUCAUCUGCUGUUUACUUGGAAAUGUAUGCCAGAGAUCAGAGUGAAGGAUUCCACUGUCGAGAAGAGUGUCGGAUCCUUGGCCAUUCUGACCGAUGCUGGAUGCCCCGGAAUCCUGCCCCCGCCCGGGCCAAAUCUCCUGAACAUGGAAGGAACGUCAUGUCCCUCUCUAUAGGAGCUUCCAGUGUGGAUACAGAGCUUUACGAAGACUCUAGCGCAAAGAGAACUUUUGCCACUUUUGGCAAAGACAGGAGUGAACCCGUUUCUGAGGAGCGGGGGCCAGUCACUGUCAAAGGUAAAAGGACAUUGGAUCCACCCAUCUGUAGCCCAAAGGUGAACGGGGCCGUCCGGGAGGCUGGGAACGGUUGUGAAGCUAUCAGUCCCAUCACCUCGCCCGUCCAUUUGAAGAGCCCCUCGUCCAGCAAAGCGUUGGUGUCCUACAGCAUAUUUCACUGCCCGUCCAGUCGCGACUUAGAGCCGUUUGUAACCAACGGUCCCUCCAGGCCUAUGGAAGCAGAGCCGAGGGGCUCAGACAGUGAGACCACAGUGCAUGAAAUUAACCCUCUUCUACAAGAAUGUAGGGAGAAAGACUCACCCGGCGUGAAGAGGCUAAAGGAUAUUGUACUCUAA
Messenger RNA from Protobothrops mucrosquamatus (brown spotted pit viper), 663 nucleotides. RefSeq names its product protocadherin-19-like. The record is from RefSeq and is a predicted model, not a curated record. The transcript has 2 exons. Lineage: Eukaryota; Metazoa; Chordata; Lepidosauria; Squamata; Viperidae. The coding region runs from base 1 to 663 and encodes 220 amino acids.